Molecule: messenger RNA, 1475 nt
Organism: Saprolegnia diclina VS20
Lineage: Eukaryota; Oomycota; Saprolegniomycetes; Saprolegniales; Saprolegniaceae
Exons: 5
Coding region: 47-1114 (355 amino acids)
Source: RefSeq, a predicted model, not a curated record
UUAGACCACACUAUGGGACACAUUCGAUUUUUCGUCUGCCACGAUCAUGCAAGCGCCGCCUGGCGGGCCGCCACCGCCACCACCGUGGUUCUCUGCUGCGCGAUCGGGCUCAUAUGCUCCGCCACCGCGCGCCUUUCGCCCGCCACCACCGCGCGCCUAUGGCCCACCGCCGCUGCGUGCGUACGCUGCGCCACGAUUUGUGGAUCCGGACGCUGUCUGGGUCCAGCAGUUUGAGGCGCGCCAGGCGCGGACGCCGCCAGCACCACCCAUGACUGUGCAGGACGUGCGCGAGAAGCUCGCGUGGGGCCUUCAGACCGUGCGCGAAUGCAAACUCCUCCAGCAAGAUCUCGCGCACUUGGCCGCGACAUGGCCGCACGACGACGACCGCGCAACGACGCGCACCAAGCUGCAAUGGGACCGACGCUGUGCGACGUUGGACAGCCACAUGGAGAAGCUGCGCGCUUUUCACGCUUCGUUCUUUGAGGACAGCGACGCGUUUGCAGCGCACCGCCGGCUCGUCCAACGCGUGGCCAAGAAGACGAGGUACCGAAAAGCGCUGCGCCAGCGACGAAAGGCCGAAGCUAUCAUUGCAAAAGGGCUGCAACCCCCAAAGGCAGACGAGCUCGCGUUGCCAACCGAGUCGACAACGCCCAUGGAUCCAGCAACAACGACGGAGGAUGCAGUGCCACAACCCUCCAACCAGCAGCAAAUGAAGCAUGAGGCCUUGAGCAAGCGGCUGCGACUGCUUCUGGAGCUCAAGAAGCAGCGGAGUGCCCAACUAACCGCCGACGAUGUGGCCGCGCAAACCGAGGCCAGUGAGGUCCUCGCGGCACGAGACGCGCUCAUGGCGGCGCGCAAACGCCCGCCACCACCACCACUUGCUGUGGAUGAGCAGCAGAGUCCAGUGGCGCCAAAGACAAUCGCGUUCCCUUUGCGAGCGGCCAAAAUGACCAUGGAAAGCCUCGUCGCUGUUCGGUUUGCAUGGGACGCCUUCUUGGUCUACGACGGCACGGGCACUCGCAUUCCGCCGUACAUGGUCGAUCCGCCCGCCGAGCCCUCGGAAGGGUGGCAGCUUUACUACCACCAACAAGAGUCCACAGCGACAGCACUGUGAUGGUCGACAUGCUCACGCAACAACAUUAACGAUAAUCGAGUGGCCCCACCUCUGUGCCGAGUUUUUUGCUGGGCUGCUUUUGGCAAGGCUACGACGGCCAUUCUGCAUGCUCGAGCUACAGAGCAUAGCUACAUCACCAUCCCGCGACGACCAAAAGCCAGCUCCAGCAUUGGCAAUUCUGGCUAUCAUCCCAAUCAUCCGGAUAUAACGAUUGUUUCCGGAUAUAUGGGCAAGGUCACACACUUUUGAUAAGGCCAGGGGGCUGCUUCAUUUUUAUCGUGGCCUACCCGCCCCCGACCCACACCAUGUCGCAGCGAUUGAUUGUCCUAAUGUAAUUCAAACUAAAAAAGGUCUACCUACC